UUCUCACUUCUGAAUUGUUUCAGAAAUUGACACGCAACUGCGAAUGACGGAUUGCUUGCCGUUCCUACGUUAUUUGGCCGAAUCGACGUGAAACGGCACUAUGGAUGAACAAGUGAGCACGGUGAUUCGCCUGCUCUCUAUCCCUGCCCAAAAUCGAACGUCAGCGGACAUCGUUUACCUGCAUGCGUACUUGCGUACUAUUGAAGGUCUCAACAUUCCAGGCCCGACUUCGGCUCACAGAGAUGCAGAGCUUCGCGCCAUCUGUCGGGUAGCAAGACAUCAACACGUCCCGGGGGAAGUGACCCUCUAUCAGGCUGGUGAUUAUUCAGAUUGCUGGUUUAUUCUUUUGACCGGAUCUGUCCUGAUAGAUUCUUCCAUGUUCCUUCCCCGUGCCUGCUUCGGUACUCGCAUAAAUGGAGCUACGUUUCGACAAAGUGGAUGCGUGGUACUGGAACCAUCGGACUUGGUUGUAAUAGACUACCCCGAAUCGGAUCGGUGUCCGGGACUACUCACUGAUUUUCAAUAUCAGGCUGUCAUGGGUCACAAACGUCGUCUUUCGAUUGGAACUACCAGUUCAACCUCGACAAGUAGUGACACUGUUCUGCGCCACAAUCAAAUGGAACCUGUUCCAGCGACAAACAAUGCACAGCCAUCACAAAACAAUACUUCUUUGACGCUGUCUCCAGGACGUGGCAAAAGGUCCAUCGGUUUGUCUCCAGCGAAUGAGCAACACCUUUCACCUUGCGGUGGCCCAGCAUGUCGAUCCCAACAGAUAGGUGAUACCUCCUCGGCUCAAUCGUUUAGCUCUUCUCUGUAUGGUAGUACAGAGGCUACUAGCGCCGGGGCCGGUUUCUCCGACUCUGGUCGAGGGAGUUCCCGCCUUACCUCAGUUGUGCCGGAGAAAAAGCUAAGCUCAACCUCCUCCUCGUCAGACACACAGAAAGUCGCAUCGUCUUGGUCCAAGCAUAGUGGUGGGACCGGGGAUAGCAGUUUGGUGGACUCAGAAGACGAUGAGGAAGAGGAAGACUUCGAGUCGAGCAGUCAUGAGUCCCUUCGUGAUGCCUUCUGGGAGUCCAUACUCAAAGAUCCAUCGGAGCGAACCGCGGACGAUAUCGAAAUCCUACUGGAGAAUGUCCAACAGCUUCCGGCCUUCUCCAACUUGACCAAGGCUACCUGUCGAUCUCUGUGCACUGUCAUGGUAGUUGCGAUAGUGCGUGAGGCUGGACAAGUGGUUCUUGGUGACAACGAACCGCUAGACACAUGGGCUGUGGUUCUCAGCGGAACGGUAGAGGUUAUUGAACCCGAUGGAACUAUUCGGGAGUUGACUCGGGGUGAUGCAUUCGGUGUUCGGCCGGGUCGAGAGGAUCGAACACACCGCGGUGUCAUGCGCACCGUUACUGAGGAUUGCCAGUUUGCCUGUGUUCCACAAGCUGACUAUCUGCAGAUAAUGAGUCGCGAGGGUGAGGCGGAAAUUCCUGAAAUGGGCGAAGGCGGUCGUGUGGUAUUGGUUUACGAAGCGUUGGAGACAGACACGUCAACAGUGCGUCCUACGGUUUCGAAAUCUAUGGAAUCUACAACUACGGUGCUUCCAAAGAAAGGUCGCGUUGUUACCAAGGGUACCCCCGAAAAAUUGAUCGAACACCUGGUAGCCGACCUUUCUAAUGUAGAUAUCACCUAUCCUGAAGAUUUUCUGCUCACCUAUCGCACAUUCCUCGAGAGCCCGGCCCCGAUUGUCGAUCGUCUUCUCUCAUGGCAUAUGCAUGCUCCACAUCUCCGUGCGCGAGUUAAUCGGAUUGUCAUCUUGUGGGUCCACAACCACUUCAACGACUUUGAGGAUAGCCCAGAGAUGAUGAAGUUCGUGGAAAAGUUUGACCGCAUUCUGGUCACAGACGGGACUGCUGGAGAACGACGUCUAUUCCAACUAGCCUGCAGUACCAAGGCCCGUCCCCGUCAAAUCGAGCUGGAACUGCCUCUUAGGCCGGUUUCCGGUAGUCAUUCGAGCAGUUCUCCAACGCACCUGGUCAAUAUUCCCUUUACUCUGCUCGGCGGUCAGGAUGGUUUCGGGAUAUUCGUAGAUCAGGGACAUGUUCAGAGACCGAACGUUCUGAGCAUGACUUUGCACUUUCAAGGUGCAAGGCGCAUGCCAAAAGAUGGUGGUCAGUCUAUUCAACAGAGUUUGUACUUCGCUUUGGUCUUCAAAGAUAAGGACAAUGUCGUCUGCGUACUCCAGAUCGACAAGGUUCUCACCAGCAAUGAUCUGAACACCGGGGUUUGCAAGACCCUCCAGUUGAACAAGAAUGGCGUUGAUCCACAGUUUGCCACUGCAUUGGAGACAAACUCUUGGAACCCUUCAGGCACCUCUUCUCCUCAGACAGUAUAUCCGACCACCCCUUCAAGGCCGCAGAUUCGUCGGGCUGAUCAACUACUAGCGGUCAACGGACGUUCUGUCAAGCAUUACCGACCCGUAGAUGUCGUACGCUUGAUUCACGCAAUUGGCUCUGCUGCAGCAGCGGACUUUCAAGGCAUGGAUAUUGUCGACACAUCCAAUCCAGUGUGCACGCUGCGGUUACUGUUUGUGUAUAACCCUCUCCAAUACCAUCAGUUGGUGAACACUUUGGACAGCCGCUUCCUGGACGGCCUUCAUUUAUCUGACCAGAACCACAAUGUUCUAACAGGUUCACUUCAGCGAGUCAAUGCAGAUGCGAUCGAUGGGCAGUCGAAAAAGAUCAGCAUACCUUCUAACGGUCGCGGUCCUGGUCCGACACGAAGUAGUCGCCCGCUAUCACCUGCCCCUCGAGGUUCCGGGGAGCAAAAGAGUGUGACGCGUGGACGACGCGCUCCCGAAACUCAACAACAUAAUGGUGAUCUUCGUUCCUCUGCCAACCUCAACCAUUUGCCUGAUCCCCAGGACCGAAGAUCUGGUCGGUCUCACAGUGCUCAUACAUCACCCAUUAGAAUUUCCUCAGGCAAGCAGCGAUCCAGUGUUGACACUAAUUGCGGUGAACCUGAUUCAGCGGUUCGGAUGUCAUCUGAGCAACCUGGUUCGACUGCUAGCUCCGGAAUAAAUGGUAACCAGACCAUAUCUUUCUUGCGAACGCCGUCCACUGCGCAUAAGGAUUCAUGUAAUUUCUUGUACAGUCCUCCUCUAUUUCAUCGAACUCAACGCUCAUCCUCGCAGCCAGACCUCAGCGUGGUAGAGCCCUACGCCCCGGACCUCACCUUGAACCCACCAUCAGCUGCAUUUCUUGCCAAGCGUCCGACGUCAGACGCCAGUCAGACUAACGAUCAGUCGUUUUCCGUCAUCCGAGUCUGGCGUUCUAACGAGACUGGUCGUGAUCAGACGAGUAAGCUGGUUCUACUCCCACACCGUCACACCAACGCGUUGUUAGCAACUCGGUUAGCUGCUGAAGAAUUUGGAGUGCUGGAAGAGGAUAUGGACUGUUAUAGUCUUUAUCACGUUACCGUGGAUCCCGGACCAAUCGUGAAGCAAAGCAGACUGGCCAAUACGGUGGACGAUUUGGCUGGCCGCAUGACACUGAACGCUCGCUACUAUUUGAGACACAAUCGAAGCCAUGAUACGUUAAUUGCGGAUGAUGUGGCCAAAACGAUCUUAGCUGAAAGUCGUGUGACUUUCUUGCAGCUUACCCCUGAAGACCUAGCCAUACGCGUAACGUUGGACGAUUACGAAAUAUUUCGAGCCGUACAAUCUACAGAAUAUAUUGAUGAAGUGUUUGGGCUUUCUCCAACGCCUAAUUGCCUGACUCUGUCAGACGCUGCGGUAUCCCACACCACUCCGAUGGGCUACGCCACAGGGCACGGUAAUCUCGAUCGUUUCACCGAAUUAGUCAACCGUGAGGCCUAUUGGGCUCCGACAGAAAUUUGCAUGGAAUCGAAUUUGAACCGUCGAGUUGAUCUGAUCAAACGAUUUAUCAAGCUUGCAAAGCUCUGUCGAGACCUGCGAAACUUCAAUACGAUGUUCUGUAUCUUGGUCGGGCUACAUCAGACACCGGUGGAGCGGUUAAAACAGACUUGGGAACGGUUACCAAACAAGUACUUCAAGAUGUAUCGGGAUCUGAGUAUGGUUUUGGACACCUCCCGAAACUUUUUCCAGUAUCGUAAUAUGCUGACAGGCACGGAGGCUGCAGCUCCGAUGCUUCCCUACUUACCCCUGGUUCUCAAAGACCUAACUUUUAUACACUUGGGUAAUCCGUCGCGCACUUCAGAUGGGCUCAUCAAUUUUGUCAAAUUGCGUAUGCUUGCCAAAGAGAUCCGAGCCAUUUGUCGCAUGUGCAAUGUGGAAUAUGACAUAGACGCUGCCCAUCGUCUACUCCGUCGUUUCCCGGUUGGCAGUCGGGCUCGUGCUUGGACGAGUGCAUCAAAAUCCACAACAUUGCCUCCAAAGGCUAAUUCGUUUGCCACAAAUGGGCUGGAGCAUAACUCAUUUGGUGAAGACACGAAACGGAAUAGCGAAACAAGCGAAGAUCAACAGUCCUCUUCUGGCAGAAGUGUUGGGUCACGUGCACCCAGUUUGUCGCUCGGCACAACGAAGCGGGCAACAUCCCAGGCUACCUCUUUUGGAAGCGUCAUUUUGAACGUAGCCGCAACAGCCGGCGGUAGUCCACUGUUGGGCCUGCCUGGUUCAGUCACCUCGUUCGCUGGUCGUCGUCGAUCCACUGCAUUCACUUUCGGCUCUUCAGCCACAACUUCUCCAUCGGUCAACACGAAGAAACUUUACGAAUCCUGGCUCACCACAUUACGGAUUCGAACCUAUCUGGCCAACUUGGUUGUCAAUCAAGAUUCGGAAUCGCUUAGUCAGCUCUCCGUUCGUCUUGAGCCGGGCUCAAGGGAGACGAAAGCAAGUGCUCAACCAACCGCUACCACCGCGAACGGUAGUAACAACAAUAGCAACGUAGGAGCUGUCGUCAGUUGGUCCACUGAAUCGCUCGGUUCCACCCCCGCAACAGCUUCCGCUUGUAUUUCCCUGCUGUUUGCUUUAGCCCUUGUCUUUCACUGGUAUAAAUACAUUUACUAUGCGUUUCCCAGUUCGCCUGAAAUCGGUCAUCUUCUCUCACUCAUUAUAGCCACAAAAUCCCCUUCCAAAACCUGUGCAUCCACAACGUCUACGUGUCCUCCGGUAGCCGAAAAAUCUAUGUCUUCUACCUCGCCUACCACUUCUGUGCCCUGCACAUCCACCAGUGUGACGGUAACAUCUCCAACGCCCCUCGCUCGUCCAUUUCUGGGUGCCCAUUCUGUUGAGGAUGCGAGCAAGCUACGUGCCUUAAGUGAAUGUCGUAAGCGCUCACAACACCGCAUCCCUUCGUUCACGUUACCCACAAACACCUGUGUAUUCGCUGCCCCAGCCUCCGGACCCCAUGCAGGGAUCGGGCUUGGUCAGCUACAGUACCAACAUCAUCCCUCUGGACCGUCACACAGGCCCAAUCAGUAUUACUGCCAGAACUCACAAGGAACAGUCCUGUUACCCAACACGAUAUCCAAUUUGCCUCCCUGUCAGAAUCCUCAUCAUCGACAUCCCACGCAUCUGCAACAUCCGCACCAGCACCAUCCUCCCACAAGCUACUCAAUUGUGGGUAGCAAAGCCCUGUCACUUGAUUACCUUAUUCCCAUGCCACGACGUAUUGGUCCCGCCUGCACUGGUGCAGCAGUCUGGCCUGGCCUCCAUCAGCAUCAGCAGGCGCACGCAGCACACUUUCAACGGAUGCCCGCAAGUAACACCAGUAACUCCAGAGGGCUUCCGACUCACACGACAGUCACUGGGGGCUCUAAUCCUAUGCGGCAACUUCUUCCAUCCAUUUUUGUUAACAAGUACCAGACCGGUGCACCAAUCAGCGCUGCUCGCUAUCAGUGUCCUCCUUUGUUUCUCCUUCAGCCCAUCUCACAAAUGCACCCCGUUCAAAACACACGUCCAACAUCAGAUAAGACUCUGUAUGCCACACCGCCUGCUACUUCAGUUCGACAAAAGCCAAGUUCGCAGCUUGUCAACACCUACACCUCCUCAGGCGGAGUAGUUCAUCGGUGUAGCCCCCAAGCUAAAUCUCAGGCAGUCGGUGGUCCAACUCCUUUCGCACAUUUUACCCCCAAUGGUGGAGUUCAUGUCGUGAAAAGUGUCCCAGUGAAUAUGCGCACCCAAUAUUCCAACUCUGACGAGAGCUACUAUUACCCUACUGCAAAUAUGAAUCCCUAUGUCAACGCUUCACAACACCACAGACAGGUCCCUAUCGGUCGAAACGGUCAGACCAUGGAUUGGAAACCAAAUCGCCCGCCUCCGUACGAGCUGGCCUUGGCGCUCAGACAACAGCAACAAUCCCAGAUCAAGAUGGGCUCACGAUCAACGGAUGAACAGCAACGACGCCAGUCCUCCACGUCCGAAACAAACUCACGUCGCCAGCAAACUCCUCUUACUCGAGGAUCUAGCAGUGAUACUCCCCAAACUUAUUCGCGGCAUGGAAUGCCUCCACGGCAGGAAUCUGUUGACUUAGUGCGCAGUCGGAGGAACCCCCCUCGACAGCCAUAUCAUCCACCAGGAGCACCACGUCCAGCAAUAGAUGUGAACACAGAACCUUCAGAUGGACAGUCUCGAGGCUCUUCGCAACCGCUGCCAUCCACCAGAUCUACCCAACGCCCUGCUCCACCUUCCUAUCACCAGGUCGUUGCGAUGACUCGGUACACUCAACAACAGCCUGCACAGAACAUCUCUACCCGCCCUUCGGGACCGUCUACAGAACGUCCGACUCCACCCACACGUACGGUUGCCACCUUAUCAUCCGCAUCCCAAAAUAUCUCCACUCGAUCAGUCUCAGCUCACCCAGGUCCGCCUGCUAUCCACUCCAAUUCAACAGUCCCUAACGCACUGGAAUCUCAUGAUCCCCGACUGCUUCCAAGGCCGCGUGGCGCAAUGGAUAACGCGUCUGACUACGGAUCAGAAGAUUCCAGGUUCGAAUCCUGGCGUGGUCGCGACUUUUCUCAAUCUGCGUUCCGACUGAUGUCCUUCCAAUUUCACACCACCUUGGAAAAGCUUGCAACCUGA
This is a messenger RNA of Opisthorchis viverrini, 7045 nucleotides long. RefSeq lists its product as hypothetical. The coding region runs from base 101 to 7045 and encodes 2314 amino acids. Gene Ontology annotation, molecular function: guanyl-nucleotide exchange factor activity. Gene Ontology annotation, cellular component: apical plasma membrane; plasma membrane. The record is from RefSeq and is a predicted model, not a curated record. NCBI's taxonomy places the organism in Eukaryota, Metazoa, Platyhelminthes, Trematoda, Opisthorchiida, Opisthorchiidae. The transcript is spliced from 28 exons. Gene Ontology annotation, biological process: positive regulation of GTPase activity; Ras protein signal transduction.